UUGUCUUUAAUCCACGUUUUGGGAACGCGGUCACGUGACAUUUAGCGCAAUCCUAUUCAGGUGGUGUAGUUUAGUGUUGCUAAGGUCUCUACACAGAAACACCAGUUCCGUUUUUCAUUCUUUUUUCCACAAAGACAGGAUUUCAGCCCCGUCUUGCUCUUACGAUAUGAUCAUGAUUUCUGAAGAUUUGUUUGGGCUGUUGCUGUUGUGUGUGUUACAAGUUGGUACUGGGGUCAACGUCCCUCCUGGGACCUUCAAGACAGAAUGUCGUGACCGUUAUUUCUGGGUGUCCGUGAAGUCCAGUUUCAUCGGGGAGAUGUUUCGCUUUGACAUCAUGGAUGGAGCCAGAGUCCGCUCUCUCACUGAGCAGGAAGCAGCAGAGUGCGGUUUUACUGUGGUGUUCAACACGCCUGGGGAUCUCAUUUUCCGGGCGUCGUUCUUGGCUUGUCAUGUGGAGAGCAAGGGCGACGAGGAGUUCUGGCUGGGGUUCUGGUUCGUAAACGUGGAUGAUUUCGGGUGGGAGACGUCCUACCCCUUCCAGAUGACCUGCCAACCCAGGUCUCCGUGGAAACCUCGCGAGAUCGUCUGCGAGGAGAAUUACAUGGAGGUGUCCGUGAGGAAGGACAGCCCAGCCAUCACCCACCAGGGGCUCAGCAGAACUAAAUGGGCAGCUGUCUUCCCCUCGGUGGAGCAGGCGCUGAUGUCGGAGUGGAAGGUGGUUUUCCAGGUGUCCGGGAGGGCGGAGCAGUCCAUGAGUCCCUCGGAGGCACGGGCCUUGGGGUAUUACUUCAACUCCACCUGCAGCAGGGUCCUGUUUCGCUGCCCGUACUCUACUAUCCUGUCUGAGACUCUGGAGGAUGAGGGGAUCCCAGUAGAGACCGUGCGGGCCACUGUCUUCUACAAGCGACAGUGGAUGCUGCUGAUGUUUGAUGUCACCACAGCCUGCCCCCAGAAUGAGGCCACCUUUGAUGGCACGCGCCUCUCCUGGGCCGUCCCCCAGGUGCUCUCCCCUCUCAUCCAGGACAGGCGCUGGUUUCGGGACAGGGGGGCGCGGGUCGGAGUGGAGGGACGGCUGUUGGAAAACCUCACUGUCCAGGACAGGGGGAUUGAGCUGAGUGUCCGCAAUGGCCUAAUGGAAGUCUGGAUCCCAUUCGGAGCCGAGGGAGGCUAUGUGACGAGCCGAGUUAUCGAUAACCAGUACAACCGCAUCUACGACAUUGACCUGUUCUUUGUGCACCUGUGGGAGGACGAGCGGGGGGAGCUGACACAACAUCGCUGCUUCAGACCCCUCAGCAGUCCGUACAUCCCCUACACCCCCAUUCUCACCAAUGACACUGUCCCAGCUGAGCAGAUUUUCACCAUCAUCCUGGGAGGUUUCUACUUGGAUGUCUCGCUUCAGAACUUGACCGUUGGAGGUGAGGACCUAACUCUGGCCCAGGCCCGCAACCGUGGCUUCGAGAUAACCGUGACGGCCUUCCCCAAUGAUACACAAGCCUUCAUCCUCAAGGUUCCCUUCACAGACCCUCUCGUCUCGCAGGAGUACGUUGGAGGAGGUUUCAGGAGGUACACCCUGACUUUCAACACCACCCUGCUUGUUAAACCGCAGGGCGAGGUCUUCUUUUACCCAGCUACCGUUGUGUGUGACUUGAAGGACAUUGUGCUUCCCCGAUUCGAAGGGAUCUGCUUGGAUGCGGCUGUCCGUGUGCUCAUGUACUAUGGGAAUCCGGCCGGCCGGUGGGAGGCGUACAUCGGGGAACGCCGGCUUGACUGGGACGUGGUGGACAGAGACUGCAUCCUGGAGAGACACAAGACUCACUUCAGUAUAGAGAUUCCUCUCUUCAGCUCCAGCAUGACUUAUGAGGAUCUGAGCCUGCAAGGUGUAGUGGCAAAAGUGGAAGUCCGGCUAGUAGACACGGAGACUUGGGCUGUGGCCAGCAUGUUUGUGCACCGGUGCACCUUUCCUGUGGGAGAACUUCUGGUGUGCAUGCCCGAUGGCGUGAUGAUGGUACUGGCGGAGUUGUCCGACCCCCGACCCCGGAUUGACCCCAGACAGACCACCCUGCUGGACCCAGACUGCAAGCCUGAAGAAACGGAUGCCACCAGGGCUCUCUUCCGUUUCAGAGUCAACGCCUGUGGAACAAUACAGAUGGUGGAGAAGGGUUUUCUCAUCUACGAGAACGAAGUGAGAUACACACAGAAACUCUUCCCAACCUUGGAUCCCAUGAUCAACCGAGAUUCGGAAUACAGGCUGACAAUCCGCUGCCGCUAUCCGGCCAACGAUACGCGAUCCCUGGCUUUCCGCAGAGCAUUCACGCCCCUCCCAGCCGCGACCCCAGGGAACCAGAGCGAGCCUUUCCUCAGAGGUCAGAGGAGACCGCGGGACGUCCCGAUCCUGAGAGCCCGCUUUGCAACAGACGAGACCUUCAGCUCCUUCCACUCCACCUACCCCAUCCCCGUCGCUCUCUGGGGGCACCUGUACCUGGAGCUGGAGCUCACAGAUCACCCCGCCUCCUCCGACCGGCUCCUCCUGUGGGACUGCUGGGCAACUGAGACCCCAGAGGCGAAGGGAGAGCCUCGUCUGGACCUGCUGUCUAAUGGGUGCCCGCAGGGUGGUGAUGCCUACAAGGUCAGAGUGCUGCCAAGCCACAGUUCUGAGAAUGCCAGCGGUCCCUCCAGCAGGCUGGAGAUUCAGGUGUUGCCACCAGAGGGGAACAGCGCCACCUGGAGACAGGCCUAUUUCCAUUGUUCAGCAUUGCUCUGUGACUCUGCAGGUAGUGUGUGCUACAGGGCCUGCUCACCUGGACAGAGUCCUGAUGCCCUGUCCUUCUCUAGUCCUACAGCGUUUGUGUCUGCUGGGCCAGUACAGAUGGUUCCAGCACCAGUGGAGAAGCCCCUGUCCCCCACCGUGCUCCUGGUGGGAGUGCUGUUGGCCUCGGCUGGGGUCCUGCUUCUAUCUGCUGUGGGCGCGGCUGUCAGAGUCCGCUCGAGAAAUGCUGAACAUUUCUAAUAAAGCUUUUC
Molecule: messenger RNA, 3018 nt
Organism: Lepisosteus oculatus (spotted gar)
Lineage: Eukaryota; Metazoa; Chordata; Actinopteri; Semionotiformes; Lepisosteidae
Product: zona pellucida sperm-binding protein 2-like
Source: RefSeq, a predicted model, not a curated record